Molecule: messenger RNA, 594 nt
Organism: Macrosiphum euphorbiae (potato aphid)
Lineage: Eukaryota; Metazoa; Arthropoda; Insecta; Hemiptera; Aphididae
Source: the annotation of a GenBank genome assembly
AUGAAGUGUUUGCUAAUCAAUCUUAUUGUUUUCGUAACUGCUGUCAAUAAUUCAGAUACAAGGAAACCUUUGUUCUUACCACAAUUACCGGUUGGUAUAUACCGACUAAAUUUCUUAGGAGUUACGCGCUGUGUUUCCGACCAGAGGAAUGAAAAAUUCAAAUUUCAAUAUUACUUAAGCAAAAAGUCGGCCAACAAAACAGAAAUCAAAGGAAAUAUUACCAAUUACAUUCCAUUUGAUGAUUCUUUUAAUUUGGAAUUCAAUAUGGCGAUAAAAGAUUCUAUUGGUGGUUGGAAGGAUAACGCUUAUAUUCAUAAGUCACCCAAAGCUUGCUCGACACUCAAAAUGUUCCUCGGAGAUGCUUGGAUUCCUGUAAUGCAGAGUUCAGGCAUCCAAAACGUCUCUUGUCCUGUACCAGUGGGUUUUUACGAAGCUACUGGCAUAGAUACUGAUCUUUUCGGUACCGCCAAUUUUCCAAAAACAUUAUUUUAUGGAACUUACAGAUUUCGUUUUUCUAUUUCCAAAAAGGAUGAAGUCUAUGGAUGUUUUAUACUAGUUUUAGAGAUUAAGCGGCCGUGGGAAUCUAAUAAUUAA